Messenger RNA from Dromiciops gliroides (monito del monte), 2707 nucleotides. RefSeq names its product EGF like repeats and discoidin domains 3 (gene EDIL3). NCBI's taxonomy places the organism in Eukaryota, Metazoa, Chordata, Mammalia, Microbiotheria, Microbiotheriidae. The transcript is spliced from 11 exons. The coding region runs from base 599 to 2047 and encodes 482 amino acids. Gene Ontology annotation, molecular function: calcium ion binding. The record is from RefSeq and is a predicted model, not a curated record.
GAGAGCCUGGAGAUUGGGGAGAGAGCCCGUGAGGCUCUCAGCUCAUACGCACGCCGCCUCUGUUUGUAUACAGUGCGCUCUCCAGCCGGCACCGCUCUCUCCUCUUGUCCUCCCUCUUCAUUGUUCUCCAAGUCAGAAGCCCCGCAGCAGUGCCAGAGAAAACAGCCUAAGGAAAGCUGAGCGCCGGUUGCAAGCUUCCUCACAGCCCCAGGUUUACCCAGGGAAAGCCACUGGGAGCCGCGCUCCCACACACAUCCCCGCCUCCCUGGACUUGUCUCCUCUCUCCUUCCCAGCUAUGACUGAGUUGCAGCACUUUGGCUGAGCCGCGCUGGGUUAUUCCGGGAUCCUAUCCACCACCCUUUGCCAAAGAUCCAUCAAAAGAAGAGGAGGGAAGCGUUCUCUCUUUCUCCACUUCCUCUCUCUUUUAAAGAUUUCUUUCUUUCUUUCCUUAAGAAAAGGGUUGAGGGAAGAAGACAUAUUUUAGUGUGAGGGAUCGCCUGACACCCAGAGCCCUAUUUCUGAGAACCCCGCCAAGAGAGUCUCUCGCCCUCUCUGCUUCUUCGACCCCUUUCCCACCCCGGGUCGCUCCAGUGGAGAAAUGAUCAUGAACCUUUCAGUGGCCGCCUGGUUCUUAUUCGGUCUGAGCCUCUGCCUCCCUCAAUUCACCAAAGGUGAUAUUUGUGACUCCAACCCAUGCGAAAAUGGAGGAAUCUGUUUGACGGGACUGGCUGAUGAAUCUUUUUCCUGUGAGUGCCCAGAUGGCUUCACAGAUCCCAAUUGCUCUAGUGUUGUGGAGGUUGCAUCUGAUGAAGAAGAGCCUACUUCAGCAGGUCCCUGUGUUCCUAACCCAUGUCAUAAUGGGGGAACGUGUGAAAUCAGUGAAGCUUACCGAGGGGAUACGUUCAUAGGAUAUGUGUGUAAAUGUCCUAGAGGAUUUAAUGGGAUCCACUGUCAACACAAUAUAAAUGAAUGUGAAUCAGAGCCCUGUAAGAAUGGUGGGAUCUGUACUGAUCUUGUUGCCAACUAUUCCUGUGAGUGUCCCGGGGAAUUUAUGGGAAGAAACUGCCAGUACAAAUGUUCUGGCCCCUUGGGAAUUGAAGGAGGGAUCAUAUCCAACCAGCAAAUCACAGCUUCAUCUACCCACCGAGCACUUUUUGGGCUGCAAAAAUGGUACCCUUACUAUGCACGACUUAACAAGAAGGGGCUUGUAAAUGCUUGGACUGCAGCAGAAAAUGACAGGUGGCCAUGGAUUCAGAUAAAUUUGCAAAGGAAGAUGAGAGUCACUGGAGUUAUCACCCAAGGAGCUAAGAGGAUUGGAAGCCCAGAAUAUAUAAAAUCCUACAAAAUUGCAUAUAGUAAUGAUGGAAAGACUUGGACAAUGUAUAAAGUAAAAGGAUCCAAUGAAGAUAUGGUGUUCCGUGGAAAUGUGGACAAUAAUACACCCUAUGCCAACUCUUUCACUCCUCCAAUAAAAUCUCAAUAUGUCCGACUGUAUCCCCAAGUGUGUCGGAGGCACUGUACUUUGAGGAUGGAGCUUCUUGGUUGUGAACUAUCUGGUUGUUCUGAGCCUCUGGGAAUGAAAUCAGGACAUAUACAAGACUAUCAGAUUACUGCUUCCAGCAUCUUCAGGACUCUCAACAUGGAUAUGUUCACUUGGGAACCCAGGAAAGCCCGGCUAGAUAAACAGGGAAAAGUGAAUGCCUGGACUUCAGGCCACAGUGACCAGUCACAAUGGCUGCAGGUGGACCUUUUAGUCCCUACCAAAGUGACUGGCAUCAUUACCCAAGGAGCUAAAGAUUUUGGUCAUGUACAAUUUGUAGGUUCCUAUAAACUGGCAUAUAGCAAUGAUGGAGACCAUUGGACCAUAUACCAAGAUGAAAAGCAAAGAAAAGAUAAGGUUUUCCAGGGCAAUUUUGACAAUGAUACACACCGAAAAAACGUCAUUGACCCUCCCAUCUAUGCACGGCACAUAAGGAUCCUUCCUUGGUCCUGGUAUGGCAGGAUCACCUUGCGGUCAGAGCUGUUGGGCUGCACCGAGGAGGACUAACAAGGCCCAGUGCUUGGAAACUCUGCUCUCUAUUUCCUGAAAAAGUAUCUCCAUAGAAUAAACUGUGCAAACCCUGUAGGAAAUUGAAUGUUUUGUUUUGUUUUGUUUUUCAUGAACAAGUGCUCAAUUUAUGGUAAGCCACUAUCUUUUUUAAGGAGGUCUAACCUGCCCUUCAAAUGGUCCAACUUGAUUUUUGUCCUUUAGAUCUGUUCACAUACAUAUUCCCUCUAACUGUUGAAUUGCAUUUCUCAUUCUACUGAGUUGUUCACACUGGCUGAAAUAUGUUAGGAAAGGAGAGUAGUGUCUUUUUUUACAGGGAAGGCUGAAUGUUCUAGUUGCCUCACUGUGGAGGUGGAGAAAGUAAGUUGAAACUAGCCUCUUACUUGUAAAAAGGGAACACUGCAAAUUAGCAAUAAGUUUUGUUUUUUCUCUUUUUUCCCCUUUCUGAAAUAACUCAGCAUUAUCUUAAUUGUUUCCUUGUGUCAACCAAACAUUGUCUGUAUUUAUUGCACAUUUUGGGGGGGAAAUCUGUGGUAUGCAGUCCUUGUUGAUAUUUUACAAUAUCAACUACCUUCCAAUUCUAGUCUUCAUUUAUUUAUAAAGCUCUUGAAGUUUUUCCCCUACAUAAUUCCAUUCUGUUUUCUUUUAUCAGUGCAUGAU